This is a messenger RNA of Caenorhabditis angaria, 4259 nucleotides long. NCBI's taxonomy places the organism in Eukaryota, Metazoa, Nematoda, Chromadorea, Rhabditida, Rhabditidae. The record is from the annotation of a GenBank genome assembly.
AUGAUUACUACAACUUCUGAAGAAACUUCCUCAUCUUCUUCUGAAGAAGAAGAGGAGACUGAGGAAAUUCUGAAUUCUGAUGAGAUUUCGAAGCAUCAUCCGACGGAUUCGGAUCUGCUUCGCGCAUUUUUGGACGAGGAUUUCAAUUCGGCGCAUUAUGAUAGUGUUUGGCAGGUUUGGAUGGGUAGAAACUACGUAGCUCCGCGUUUACGCGGUGAAAAUGAUGCAAUUUUGAUUCAAAAACAUCUUAUGUUUGUGUAAACUACGAAGCUCCGCGUUUACGCGGUGAAAAUGAUGCAAUUUUGAUUCAAAAACAUCUUAUGUUUGUGUAAACUACGAAGCUCCGCGUUUACGCGGUGAAAAUGAUGCAAUUUUGAUUCAAAAACAUCUUAUGUUUGUGUAAACUACGAAGCUCCGCGUUUACGCGUUGAAAAUGAUGCAAUUUUUAUUUAAAAACAUCAAGCAUAGGGUUUUCUUUGUGUAAACUACGAAGCUCCGCGUUUACGCGGUUAAAAUGAUGCAAUUUUGAUUCAAAAACAUCAAGCAUAGUCUUUUGUUUGUGUAAACUACGAAGCUCCGCGUUUACGCGGUGAAAAUCUUGAAAAUUUGAAUCAAAAACAUCAAGCACAGUCUUUUGUUUGUGUAAACUACGAAGCUUUCAGAGCUUCAGAAUGUGUGUGCGAAGGUUUUCUAGCUACGAUACUCCGCUUUUACGCGGUAAUAUUGAGCAUUUUCUAGGGUGUAAAUGCGGAGUAUCGUUGUAAAUCUGAAUUUUUGCAGUGUCUUCAACACAAUAAACGAGCCAUCGCCGUCAAUGGAUUCAUCAUCAUUUUUCUGAUCUUCUACACAACACUCGGCGGUUUCGCAUUUCUCCAUUUCGAAGCCAAUUAUCAACAAUUUUUGAAGCGAAAUGCGACGAAGGAGAAAAUGGCGUGUAUUGAGAUGUUGUUGAAUAGGUGAGCAGAGGUUUCGGAGGGCAAAUGCGCUCUAUUGAACUAUUGAUUUUUCGGAGAAAGUGCGCUCUACGGAAAGCCACGUGGAUUUUCUGAAAUUUCAAAAAAAAAAUUCAAACUUGAAGAAGAAAGUGCGCUCUAUGGAAAGCCACGUGGAUUUUCUCAAUUUUUAAAUUUAAAAAUUUGCAGAGACAAUCGAUUGCGUGAAACGCGCGCCUCCGACAUUGCACACGUAAUUGCGGAGCGUUGUUUGACGGAAAAAGUGAACGAUGAUCGAAUGCAAUGGUCGUUCAAAUCGUCAGCAUUGUAUUCGUUGGGAAUUUUGACGACGCUGGGUAGGUUCUUGAAUUCCAGCUUGACCUUCGGAAGCUUCAGAACUUAUUUAAGAUCCAUCUAGACCUUCAGAACCUGAAUAUCCUGAAAUCAGGAGGUUCUAGAUUGACCUUCGGAAGAUCCAGGAUACCUAGCUUAACCUGAAGAUUGACCCUCGGAAGCUUCUGAUCUUCCAGAUCUUAUCUAGAUGUCUGAGAUCUGAGUUUCCAGCCUGAUCCUUUUUUUUCCUGUUUUUUUCCAAAAAAAAAAAAUAAAAAUUCCAAUGUUUAUACAAUUUGGGAUUAACUUUGUUUUGGUUUUCCCAAAAAAAAAUGCAAAAAUUUUUUUUUGCUCAACUUUUUCUCGUCGAGCGGUCAAAAACAAUCUCUUGGGGCGGCACUGAAAAAUAUUUGAGUGAGUGAGAGCAAAAAGUUUGUAGCCCGAAAAAAAGCUCAAAUUUUCACGUUGAGAAAAAAUAUUCAGGAAGAUCUGAAGCUUCCGAAGGUCAAGCUGGAAGUUCUAGACCUCCUGAUUUUAAAUAUCCAAGUUCGAAAAAUCGAGUUGAACAAUCUAGAGCUUAUCUAGGUUAAGCUAGAGAUCCAAAACCUAGUUAGGGAUCUCAAAUAUAUCCAGGAAGAUCAGAAGCUUCCGAAGAUCAAGCUGGAAGUUCAGGGAGAUCUGAGGGUCAAGCUGGGAAUCCUGAUUUUGGAUAUCCAGGUUCUGAAGGUCUAGAUGGAUCUUCUGAAGGUCUAGAUCGAUCUAAAACCUCCAGAAAAUCUCAAAUUUCUUCCAGGCUACGGUAAAAUCGAGCCGCAAACUAUCAACGGUCGAAUUUUCACAGUGAUCUACGGUUUUGUGGGAAUCCCGCUUACCGUAAUUCUUCUCACAAAUUUCGGACGAUAUCUCGAAGCGAUGGCGACGAGAUUAAGGCGCUGUCUAACUUGCAAGGUACUGUAGGAGGCGCGAAAAAAUCCGAAUUCAAAUUUUCUUCAGAAAAAACGUCACGACGACGAAGAUGACGUGGUUUCCGGUAGCACGUUGCUAUUCAUCGUAGUACUGUAUUUGGUAGGUCAAAAAAUUGCCGCCAAAAAAUUCAAAUUCAAAUUUUUUUUUGAAUUUCAGGGAGUUGGCGCCAUAAUUAUUCCACUAAUGGGCGGUCAAUUCGAUUUUUUCAACGGAAUUUAUUAUGCGUUCAUUUGUUUGACUGCGAUUGAGUAUGGAGAUAUUGUGCCGCAAAAGUGAGUGUUGGUGGCCUAGAAAACCAAGAUUCUAUUCUGGAUUUCUAGGCCAUGGGGUAGAUUUUGAGCUGAAAUAUCAGGAUUUGGGUUUUUCUCUAGAAUCUCUCAAAAUACAUAGUCUCUAGGAUGUGGCCUAGAAAACCAAGAUUUCGGAUUUCUAGGCCACGGGGUAGAUUUUGAGAUGAAAUAUCAAAGGAUUUAGGAUUUUCUCUAGAAUCUCUAAAAAUACAUAGUCUCUAUCACGUGGCCUAGAAAACCAAGUGUUGGAUUUCUAGGCCACGAAAACCAAAUUUUGGAUUUCUAGGCCACGGGGUAGAUUUUGAGCUAUAACAUCAGGAUUUAGGAUUUUCUCUAGAAUCUCUCAAAAUACCGUGUUCAUAUAAUGUGGCCUAGAAAACCAAGAUUUUGGAUUUCUAGGCCACGGGGCUGAUUUUGAGCUGAAAUAUCAAAGGAUUUAGGAUUUUCUCUAGAAUCUCUCAAAUUACCGUGUUCUUAUAAUAUGGCCUAGAAAACCGAGAUGUUGGAUUUCUAGGCCACGGGUAGAUUUUUUGAGCUGAAUUAUCAGAUGAUUCAAAAUUUUAAGUUUUUCUCUAAAAAUACCGUGUUCUUAUAAUGUGGCCUAGAAAACCAAGAUUUUUGGAUUUCUAGGCCACGAAAAACCAGGAUUUUGGAUUUCUAGGCCACGAAAACCAAUUUUUGGAUUUCUAGGCCACGAAAAAGCAUUGCUCAUAUUAAACUCUGAAAUUCAGAAAAAUUCAAAUUUUUUCAGGAAAUCCAAGCAUUGCUCAUUUUAAACUCUGAAAUUUAGAAAAAUUCAAAUUUUUUUUCCGGUGUCAAAGCGGAGUCUCGUAGUUUAAAAAGCGACCAAAAUUGCCACGUCAUAGCUCACAAAUAUCUUUCGAAACUACGACACUCCGCUUUGACAAGGGCAGACUCCGCGUUUCGUUUUUUUGCUUGUAACUACGACACUCCACGUUGACACCCCUCAAUUAAUUUCCAGCAAUUGGUUCGUGCCGAUCAGUGUUUUCUACAUGUGCACAGGUUUGGCGAUUUCCACAAUUGCACUUGACAUCGGAUCAAUCUACGUGCGAAAAUUGCACUUUAUCGGAAAAAAGAUCAAGAAUAUUGCGAAUAUUCGAAUUUGGUUUGGCGCCAGAAAGUGAGUCGUGUAAACGCGGAGCAUCGUUGUUUCUUCUUCAUUUACACUUUGAAACGUAAAAAUCCCAGAUCCUUCCAGCUAGGAUUUCAGAUAAACAACGAUGCUCCGCGUUUACACUGAUCUUUUCAGCUUGGAAGUUCGAGAGCUGAUCACAGCCGUCGGUCAAAACAUCGGUAUCGAUCAGAAUGUGAUAGCCGACAUUGAUAUCGAUACAUUGGUCAAGACUGCGAUUCAAGUGAAAUUGGGAAGAUUGUCACGAGUUCCGCAAACUCAUAUGAUUGUUGAGGGAAUUUGGCCGCCUGAAUUGGUUCCGUUGUUUAUGAAGGUAGGCGUGGAAUUGCGGAGCAUCGUUGUAGUUUCCCUUUUCAGGACGGACAAUUCCCACUGUUCGUCGAUUCGGAAGAUGAUCUUCGAGAUCUCAAACAACCACCGCCACCCAAAAAGUUCUCGGUUCGAUUUGAAGAUGAAGAUGAAUAUUCGGAUGAUCGAGAAGAUCAGCAGAAACAUCAAGAUGAUGAUGAGAUCGAUGAAUGUCCGACAGAAUCCGAAAUGGUCACAAAUUCCCGAAUUUCCAGCUGCAAGGAGGAGGAUUUUUAA